Molecule: messenger RNA, 525 nt
Organism: Chironomus riparius
Lineage: Eukaryota; Metazoa; Arthropoda; Insecta; Diptera; Chironomidae
Source: the annotation of a GenBank genome assembly
CUGUGCUUCAUUAUCGUGUUGUGAUUUUAUUAGUUUUCUCCUUUUUUCGCAUUAACACAAGAAAUUUUAAAUCAGCAAAAUGAAAGUUGUUUUGUGCCUGUUCGCCUGCCUUGCUUAUGCCGCAGCAUUCCCUCAUCCACAAGGGCAAGAUUUCAAUAAUGAAGCCAUUAGACAAGCACAACAAUCUCACUUAAUUCCACACAAUGCCAUCAUUCAUGGUGUUGAGAAAAGUGUCCCAUUAGCUGCCUAUGAAAAUAUUCCAGUUGGACAACGCGUCGAUUUAUUCAUGAUUUUGGGUGAUCAAAUUCCAAGAGAGGUAGCUGAGAAUCUUCAAGAGCAGAUCGACAGACUUCCAAACUAAAAUUUUCUUUUAAGUCAGCAUAAUAAAAAUCAUGAGAAAAUUGUUUUUGCCAGUUUUCGACAAAUCAGACACACAGAGGUUGUAAUUAAGUAAAAGAAAUCAUGUUAUAAGUUAAGAUCGUUGUGCCAAACUUAUUUUUUUCCUUAAAUUAAUUUCGACAAAAG